GAGAAUAUUAGUAUAUUGGAGGAGUAAGCACACUGCAAGAUUGGAGUUGCAAGAAAAGACAUCUCCAAAAAGUAACAACUAAAGAUGUCCGGACGGUCAGGUCGCGCGGAGACACGAAGUCGUGCUAAAGAUGACAUUAAAAAGGUGCUGGCAGCAAUUGAAAAAGUGCGUAAAUGGGAGAAGAAGUGGGUAACUGUGGGAGACACAUCCCUACGCAUAUUCAAGUGGGUGCCUGUGACAGACACUAAACAGAUAUACCGGAGCAAAUCCAUAACUGGAGAGGUUCGAGGUCUAAAAGAUGUGGUGUUGGAAAACACCAGCUCUACCAUGGAUUUCCUAGAUGAAUGCAGCAACCAGAGUUUCCUGUCUGAUGUCUACCAGCCCAAAAUGGACAGCAGCAGCUCAAGCUCCCAGCACCCCAGCGAGGCAGUCAGUCCUCUUCCUCACACCACAACACUCCGCACGGCCGAAGAUGCUCAACCACCCAUGCUGGGCCAGGAGAGUGUGGACGAGCCAUCCCAGCCAGCACAUGAAGUUGCUGAUGAGCCUCCCACAUUGAUCAAGGAAGACCUGGUUUUGCCCCUUGGUGUCCAAGUAAAAGCUCCAUGCACAGAGGAAGAAGAGGGAUCAGGAGCCCCUCCACUGAAGAAAAUUUGCACUGAAAAAAAAUCUGUACUGAGAUAACUAGUUGAUUGGACGGAACAUGCAUGCAACCCAUGCACUCUAUUGAAGGCUUCAAAUGGGACAUACGAGUAACUGCCAAAAUAAUGAAAACACUUGACGAGUAACUGCCAAAAUAAUGAAAACACUUGAGUAAAUGAGGGAUA
Messenger RNA from Salvelinus sp. IW2-2015, 827 nucleotides. Its product is annotated as B-cell CLL/lymphoma 7 protein family member B-B. NCBI's taxonomy places the organism in Eukaryota, Metazoa, Chordata, Actinopteri, Salmoniformes, Salmonidae. The record is from RefSeq and is a predicted model, not a curated record.